GUCGACGUCUUCUUCAACGUUCAAACCUUAAAAACAUGAGUCUUUUGCUAUCACUUUCCCGGCGCCAUCGUCUCCUCAACCAUCCCCGACUCCUCCUCCGUAGAUUUACUGUUGACGCUGACCCACCACCACCGGAGAGCAAGGAAUCGGUGGAAGUCCAACUUCUGGAGAGUCUCCGAAAAAUCCCUCAGCAUGAUUGGCCCUCCAGCGAAACGCUACAUUCACUUCUAUCAUCCUCUUCUUCUUCUUCUGUAUUAUCUCCUCUUGCACUCUCGAAAAUCACGCGCCGUCUCGGAUCCUACUCUCUAGCAAUCUCCUUCUUACACUACCUCCUCGACGCCGCGAAAUCUCAGUCCCUGAACGAAGAGUCUCUCUCAUUAGUGUUUCAAUCGGUCGUAGAAUUCGCCGGUAGCGGUAGCGAACCCGACGCAAAGGAUAAGCUUCUCCGUCUCUACUCGACCGCCAAAGAGAAGAACAUCCCUCUCACUCCCGUCGCGACCAAGCUUCUCAUCAGAUGGUUUUCGCGUAUGGAUAUGGUGAACCAGUCGGUUCUCGUCUACGAGGGACUCGAUUCGAGCGCGAAGAACAACACGCAGGUUCGUAACGUUUUGAUCGACGUUUUGUUCAGAAACGGGAGAGUGGAUGAUGCGUUCAAGGUGCUCGACGAAAUGCAAGGAUCGGUCUUUCGUCCUAAUAGAAUCACUGCUGCUAUUGUUUUCCACGAGGUUUGGAGAGGGAGGCUUUUGAAGGAAGACGAGAUCGUUGGGUUGAUUUCGAGGUUCGGUUCUCACGGUGUAGCUCCCAACUGUGUUUGGUUGACUCGGUUUAUAACUAGUCUAUGCAGAAAUGCUCGGAGGACCGAUGUGGCGUGGGAGGUUUUGAGGGGUUUGAUGAAGAACGGAGCUCCGCUUCAAGCUCCUUCUUUCAAUGCCUUGUUGACGGUCUUAGGGAGGAACAUGGAGAUUAGUAGAAUGAAUGAUGUGGUGGUGAAGAUGGAGGAGAUGAAGAUUCGGCCUGAUGUAGUGACGUUAGGGAUUCUUAUUAACACUCUGUGCAAAUCAAGGAGGGUUGAUGAAGCUCUUGAGGUUUUUCAGCAGAUGUGUGGGAAGAGAAGUGAUGAUGGUGGGGAUGUGAUUAAAGCUGAUUCGAUUCAUUUUAAUACUCUCAUCGAUGGGUUGUGUAAGGUGGGGAGGAUGAAGGAAGCUGAGGAGCUGUUGGUGAAGAUGAAAACGGAAGAGAGCUGCUGUGCGCCGCCGACUACGGUUACUUACAAUUGCUUGGUUGGUGGGUAUUGCAUAGCGGGACAGCUUGAGACGGCUAAAGAAGUUGUGUCUCGGAUGAAGGAGGAUGGGCUUAAACCGAAUGUGGUCACUCUCAAUACGCUCGUCGGUGGGAUGUGCAGGCACCAUGGAGUGAACAUGGCGAUUGGUUUCUUUAGGGAUAUGCAAAGGGAAGGGUUGAAAGGGAACGUGGUUACUUACACGACGUUGAUCCAUGCUUACUGCAGCGUUGGUAACGUGGAAAACGCUAUGGGAUUGUUUGAUCAAAUGUUGGAAGCUGGUUGUUCGCCUGAUGCGAAGAUCUAUUACGCUUUGAUAUCUGGAUUGUGCCAGGCUAGAAGAGAUCAUGACGCGGUCAGAGUGGUGGAGAAGCUGAAACAGGCAGGGUUCUCUCUUGAUCUGCUGGCUUACAACAUGCUUAUUGGGUUGUUUUGUGAUAAGAACAACGGAGAGAAAGUGUAUGAGAUGCUGACGGAUAUGGAGGAAGCAAAGAUGAAACCAGAUUCCAUCACUUACAACACGUUGGUCUCGUUUUUCUGUAAACUCGAGGACUUCGAGAGUGUUCAGAAAAUGAUGGAGAAUAUGAGAGAAGACGGGUUGCACCCAACCGUUGUGACGUAUGGAGUGAUAAUAGAAGCCUAUUGCUCGGCUGGGGAUGUAAACGAAGCGUUGAAGCUAUUCAAUGACAUGGGUUCACGCUCAAAGGUCAGUCCGAACACCGUGAUAUACAACAUUCUCAUAAACGCGUUUUGCAAGGCGGGGAAUCUCGGACAAGCUAUGUCUCUGAAAGAGGAUAUGAAGGAGAAGAUGGUGAGACCGAAUGUGGAAACUUAUAAUGCCUUGUUUAAGUGUCUUAAUGAGGUGCACCAGAAAGAGACGGUGUUUAAACUAAUGGACGAGAUGAACCAGUCCUCCUGUGAAGCGAAUCAGACCACCGUGGAGAUUUUAAUGGAGCGUCUCACUGGCUCUGAUGAUUUAAUUAAGCUUAAACAGUUUAUGCAAGGUUACCCUGUUGGUUAUCAGGUCGAGAAAAACUUCACUUUUCCAUGUCCUUAGUUUGUGAUGAUUUGUAUUUUUGUAUCAUCUAACCUCUAUUCUUCAUUUGCUUUUAUAGAAUACAGAUUGGCUCCUUA
This is a messenger RNA of Raphanus sativus (radish), 2413 nucleotides long. RefSeq names its product pentatricopeptide repeat-containing protein At3g61520, mitochondrial. Gene Ontology annotation, molecular function: protein binding. NCBI's taxonomy places the organism in Eukaryota, Viridiplantae, Streptophyta, Magnoliopsida, Brassicales, Brassicaceae. The coding region runs from base 36 to 2336 and encodes 766 amino acids. The record is from RefSeq and is a predicted model, not a curated record. The transcript has a single exon.